UCUGUGAGUCCCGCUCUGCCCAAGGUGGAGAAGACAUUUCCCUGACAGAGAAGGGACUUGAUGCGGCACAAGACAGUGGCAAGAAAAUUUGUAGCUGUUUUAUACGUUAUUACCCAGGAAGAUCCUACAGUGAAACCUGUGAGACAGAGAGAUUCUGAAGCAAACCUAUCCCAGCCCGGCUUCGGUAAAUACUUGGAUCAGGCCGCUGGAAGGAAGGUGAGUGCCAACGGGAAGGUCCAGCAUCCCACAGUGAUGAGUGAGACGACUGAAAUGUAUUUUACUGAGAAUGAGACCAGCCCAGGGCCUGACGAGGAAAUCGACUGGGCUGGAUGCCCAAUAGAUGUAACUGUUGUGACCAUUGACAGCAUCACCCUGCUCCUCUGCCUGUUUGGGUUGGUGGGAAACGGGAUCGUCCUCUGGUUCCUCAGCUUCUGCAUUAAGAGGAAUGUCUUCACUGUCUACAUCCUCAACCUGGCUGCUGCGGACUUUGGCUUCCUCAUCUUCCUGCCUGGUUUCCUUAUAACCUCUAAUGCCGAACAGCACUUUUGUGUUGCUUCAUGGGGGCCAACCUUAAAGAACACGUUUCUGGUGCUGUCUUUGCUCAUGUACAGCACCAGCCUUUAUUUCCUGACGGCCAUCAGUAUGGAGAGGUGUGUGUCUGUCUUCUUUCCCAUCUGGCACCGCCGCAGCCGCCCAACGCAUCUGUCUGCCAUCAUCUGUGCCCUGCUCUGGACUCUCUCCUGCCUGCUGUCAGGAAUAGUGUAUUCUUUGUGUCUUGUGGAUGGAACAGAAUAUUGCUUGUACAGAUUCCUACCCGUGUACGGUCUGAAUUGCCUCAUUUUUGCUCCCAUCAUGGUGGUGUCCAGUCUGGUCCUGUUUAUCAAGCUCCGACGUAGCCUCCAGUUCCGCCACCCAGGAAAGCUCUAUGUCGUUAUCCUGCUCACCGUCUUCUUCUUCCUCGUCUUUGCUGUUCCCCUCAGUGUGCAAUAUUUCCUCGACCUUAUUGAGCAUAGUCUCACUAAUGAGUUCUCUUACCUACUGGCCUCUAUCAACAGCUGCAUCAACCCAGUUAUUUACUUUGUUGUUGGGAGCUACAGGCAGUACCGACUCAGAGGCUGUCUCCUGGUCGCACUGCGGGCCAUCUUUGAAGAGAAGACAGAUUUCAGUGAGGAUGGAGAAAUCUCUAGACAAGACACAAUGAGGACGGCUAUUUAAAUCUC
Molecule: messenger RNA, 1220 nt
Organism: Pelodiscus sinensis (Chinese soft-shelled turtle)
Lineage: Eukaryota; Metazoa; Chordata; Testudines; Trionychidae
Product: mas-related G protein-coupled receptor member H-like
Biological process (GO): G protein-coupled receptor signaling pathway
Cellular component (GO): plasma membrane
Molecular function (GO): G protein-coupled receptor activity
Source: RefSeq, a predicted model, not a curated record